Messenger RNA from Neopsephotus bourkii (Bourke's parrot), 1563 nucleotides. Its product is annotated as spidroin-2-like. The record is from RefSeq and is a predicted model, not a curated record. The coding region runs from base 1 to 1563 and encodes 520 amino acids. Lineage: Eukaryota; Metazoa; Chordata; Aves; Psittaciformes; Psittacidae. The transcript has 7 exons.
AUGGUGGAAAGCGCGAGCGGGGUGCCGGAGGGCGGGGGGCUGAGCCCGGGGGUACCGGAGGGCGGCGGAGUGGCCCCAGGGGUGCAGGAGGAGGGGGGCUUCUCCCAGGGCGUGCAGGAGGCGGGGCUGGGGGCGCUGCCCCGCGGCCAGGAGCUGGUGGCGGCGGGCGGCGGGGGGCCGGGGCGCGGAGGGGGGCAGGGCCGGUGGCACUGGGUGCCGCUGGGGGAGCGGACGGGCUUGCAGGAGUGGGGCGAGCGGCCCGCGCUGGUCACCGCAGCCGGUGGCGGCCCUAAGCCGGGCGCGGAGCCGCGGCGGCCCCGGGAGCGGGGGACGGCCCGGGCGCGGCGGCGGGCGCGGGGCGCGGAGGAAGCGGCGGCGGGGGAAGAGGGGGGCAGCCCCGGCGUGCAGCCGCCGCGGAGAGCGCGGUGCGCGGUGCGGGGCGUGCAGGAGCACGGGCCAAAAGCCGGGCAGGAGCAGGGCCUGAGCCGGCGGGCGCAACAGGAGCGGGGCGGGGGGCGGCGGGAGGCGAGCCCCCCAGGCCGGACCCGCUGGUGGGUGCGGCGGGGCCGGCAGGAGGAAGGGGAGGCCAGGGGCGGGGUGCAGGAAGAGGGCGAGUUCUACUCGGGGGAGCAGGAGCACCCCGGCGGCACCCCCGGCACACGGAACCCCGCACACCGCCCGAGCCGCAGGCGGGCCGCCCGGACCGGGCUGCUGCCGGCGUCGAUCUGCGCACCACGGCCCGACAGGCGGGCGGCCGCAUCCUGCCUGGCAUGCGGGCUGCCCGGAGAGCGGCCGUGCCUGUCCUCUGCCUGCGGUGACGCUGUGGACCCGGCGCAGGAUGCGGUGGCAGUGGCGGUGAGCACAGAGCCACUGCUGCAGGCAGGGGCUCAGUGUGGGAGGUUAGGAUCAGGCUAUGGGGCUGAGCUCUGGGAGCCCAGAGAUGGCAGCGAGGGGGAACCGGGCACCCCGGCCUCCACGGCCACCACCACCACAGGGGUCACCAGGCCUCUGUGCCGGCCCCCCAGGAACUCCUGCUUGCCGGAGCCAGGCGAGCAAGCAGCAUCGGGUACCAGCACCGAGGGAGCCAAAGCACCCACCGGCCGCCAGGCUGGGGAGUGUGUCACCACAAUUUGGGGCCGCCCCCGGGGCCCCGCCAGGGCUGAGCCAGCCCCGGGUGCUGCUGCGGCCGCCUUGCUGCCGCCACAGCCGGUGAGAUCACUUCCAGGUGACAGAGCUGGCAGGAAGGUGACAGAGCUGGCAGGAAGGUGGCAGGCUGUGGUGGCAGCAAGCGGGGUGAUGUGCUGGAGCAUCGCUGUGGCCGGGCAGGCUGGCGAGGGUUUGGGGACGGCUGGGGCGGGAGGGAAGGUGUCACGGCACGUGCGUCAGUCACAGCCGUGGCGUGCCAGCGCGGUGACGCCGGCGGCCCUGCAUGGGGGUGGCUCGCUGCUCCCACGCCGCGGGCCCGGCCCGGCCCGCCUGGGCUGCACCGCUGAGCUCACCGCCCUGGUUCCCAGCGGGGUGCCUUCUCACCCACCCAGCUUGCCGCGGAUCCCCGGCUGCUGA